Lampris incognitus (smalleye Pacific opah) is the source of this 4595-nucleotide messenger RNA. It is a transcript of the gene osbpl5, whose product is annotated as oxysterol binding protein-like 5. Gene Ontology annotation, biological process: phospholipid transport. The transcript has 23 exons. Gene Ontology annotation, cellular component: intracellular membrane-bounded organelle; membrane; cytosol. The record is from RefSeq and is a predicted model, not a curated record. Lineage: Eukaryota; Metazoa; Chordata; Actinopteri; Lampriformes; Lampridae. Gene Ontology annotation, molecular function: sterol binding. Bases 226 to 2817 code for a protein of 863 amino acids.
UUGUCGGGCUCCUUCUCGUUUGCCUGGGUCCUGUACGGUAAGGGCUGGACGGGUGAGGCAGACUCCAGAUCUCUUCUCCAAACGGGCACACACACAGGUCUAAAACAUCUUGAUGCGCAACGCUGAUAUCGACACAGAGUGAGACGGCCUGCUCCAACAGAGGCCCCUGGAUGCAGUGCUUCCCACCGCUAAGAGAGAAGGUAAGAGGACAAGCCAGCUGUCAAGAUGAAGGAGGAGAAUUUAUUCCAUCGGAGGUUGUCUCUGUGCUCCAAUGCCACCUCUCCACCCAAGAUUGACCCCCGCGCCUUCACUCGGAAUCUGUCCUACGGAGGAGACAACGACCUCUACAACCUCAGCCCAGGCAGUGAGAUGGAUGGGAAUGGACUCUCCAUGCUAAGUACUGAGCUCAGUCCAACCCAAUCACCAAACAGCAAGUCUGAGUCCAGGAUGUUCAACGGUGUGGAAAAGGAUUGCCCCUCCCCCACAGACAAACUGGCCCGUAAGGAGUCCCUUAAGGUCCAGAAGCAAAACUAUAGGCAGGAGAAGAAACGGGCAGCCAAAGAGCUGUUUAGUGCUCUAAAGGAUCCCAGUGUUGUCAUCAUGUCCGACUGGCUUAAGAUCCGUGGUUCUUUAAAGAGCUGGACCAAGCUGUGGUGUGCCCUGAAGCCUGGGGUUCUGCUGAUCUACAAGACCCCCAAGACUGACCACUGGGUGGGCACCAUCCUACUCAAUGCCUGCAAACUGAUUGAGAGGCCCUCUAAAAAGGACGGUUUCUGCUUUAAGUUAUACCACCCCCUGGACAAGUCCAUCUGGGCCGUGAAGGGUCCUAAAGGAGAGAAUGUUGGCUCCAUUACUCAGCCUCUUCCCAGCAACUACCUGAUCUUCAGGGCUGCCUCAGAGUCUGAUGGCCGCUGCUGGAUGGAUGCCCUGGAGUUGGCCCUCAGCUGCUCCAGUCUCUACAAGAUCACAGCCAAAGCAGGGAAAGAGGGAGAAUUCAGCACCUCCUCUGAGUCCUCCCACAUUCUCCACUUACUGCAGUCUGCUACUCUCAGUGACACAGAGCUGCAACAAUUGAACGACUCCAUGCUGCUUGGCAAUCACCACAUGGAGAAUGACGGCUACUCAGACAAAUCAGAACGCGAAGCUCAUGAGGACUGGGAUACUUUGGCCAAUGACAACGGUGGAAGGUUGACCGAGGAGAGUGACAUGGACCAAUCAGAUGAGCUAUUGCCAGGGUUGCAGGCUACGACCUACGUAGAGCAGGGCCUUGAGGAGAUGGCCGAGGCUGGGGAGGCAUCACAGGUGGAGACAGUGUCGGACGAGAACAAAGGUCUGAUCUGGACUCUGCUGAAACAGCUGCGACCAGGAAUGGACCUAUCCAAGGUGGUGCUGCCCACCUUCAUCCUUGAGCCACGUUCUUUCCUGGACAAGCUAUCUGACUACUACUACCAUGCUGACCUGCUCUCACAAGCUGCAUUAGAAGAAAGUGCAUAUGGUCGGAUAAAGCAAGUGUUGCGUUGGUACUUGUCUGGCUUCUACAAAAAGCCCAAGGGUCUGAAGAAACCUUAUAACCCAAUUCUUGGUGAGACGUUUCGUUGCUGCUGGCUUCAUCCUCAAACUGACAGCUGUACUUUCUACAUAGCUGAACAGGUGUCCCACCAUCCACCUGUCUCUGCCUUCUACAUUUGCAACAAGAAGGAUGGUUUCUGCAUCAGUGGAAGCAUCCUGGCCAAGUCCAAGUUCUAUGGUAAUUCACUCUCAGCCAUUCUGGAUGGUAAAGCCAGGCUGGUGUUCCUGGGUAGGGAUGAGGAGUACGUCAUCACUAUGCCCUAUGCGCACUGCAAAGGUAUCCUGUAUGGUACAAUGACACUAGAACUGGGGGGGAAGAUCACCAUUGAGUGUGAAAAAACCAGAUGUGCCGCAGAGCUGGAAUUCAAAUUAAAGCCCUUCCUUGGAGGCCCUUGCUCUGUGAACCAGAUCAGUGGGAAGAUCCAUGUGGGAGAGGAGCUACUGGCUUCUGUCGAUGGACACUGGGACGGCGAGGUGUUUAUCUGCGAGAAGCGCUCAGGUCAGCAGGAGACGCUGUGGAGCCCCACUGCAGAGGUCCGCAGCAAUCGUCUUAAGAGACAGGUGGUCCAGCUAGAAGAGCAGGGAGAGUUUGAGUCUGAAAGGCUCUGGCAGCAUGUGACCAGCGCCAUCAUGGAUCGAGACCAGAAUCGGGCCACCCAAGAGAAGUUUGUCCUGGAGGAAGCUCAGAGGAGAGAGGCCAAGGAGAGGGGAGACAAACCAUGGAACCCACGGCUUUUCCAACUGGAGCCUGUUACCUCAGAGUGGAAAUACAAGCACAUAGACAUGCAGCCUUGGGACACAGAAUCCUGUUUGAUACAAUUUGAGAAGGACGGCGUGAUUCAGACCCAUGAGAAAACACAGCGGCGACACCAUGCCUGGAUUGGCCAGCAGAAGGCUGAAAUGAAUGGGAAACACAGGAAGGUCAGCAGCCAGCCAUCCAGCUGUAGCCAAAACACUGAGAGCAGCAGCACCACGCCAGAGCCUACGCAUGAGUCCUCAGACAAUGAGGAGUUCCUGAAUCAGUGUGCACGGUGCACUAAAGAUGUAAAGGACAUUGCCUUGAUAGAGGCCUCCAUCACCUCUAUACAGAAGACACAGCAAGAAAUCCAGAGGAACCUGGCAGCUCUGAGUCGUCAGCUAGUGCGUCAGAGAGGGGCGGAGGAUGGCAUGUCCCUAACGGGCCAUCACUGUCUCAUUCUAUGUGUUCUGCUCCUCUCCCAGCUCCUUCUCAACUAUUUCUUCACCUGAGAACCACGUCACGGAGAGAAGCUCCCCCUCUAGCACUGAUCUUCCAUCAUGUCCAUAAACAUAGACUCUACUCAGUGCAGGGUGAUAGAGACUCAACACAAAAUAUGAUCUUAGAUCAGAGCUGAAGGGUCACCUUUGUCCUAUUUGGCCUUGGACAGGGAGGAGCAUGGACACCAUAGCAAUAAACACAACCACACAGCCAUUGCUUGUCAGUCACCUGCAGAGAGGAGUGGUACCCCCUAGUGUAGCCCAAGCGAAACAACACCGGCACCUACGCACUUUGGACAGGAAGGGAGGGUUGAGAUUGAUGACAAGUGAAUGGAUUUAUCGCUUUUGAAUAUAAAUACAACUCGUAUAAUCAAGGAGAAUGGCAGAGGAGAUGUUCCACCAUUCCUUCACUAAUAGAUGUGUCUUUUUUAUAGAGAUGCCCUGCAAUACUGUUAUUCUAUGUGUGUGUGUGUGCGUGUGCGUGUGUGUGUGUCUGUGUGUGUGUGGGUGUCUGUCUGUCUGUCUGUGGUUCUGUGUGUGUGUGUGUGUGUGUGUGUGUGUGUGUGUGUGUGUGUGUGUGUGUGUGUUCGUACUUACAGUAGACGUAUGAACUUCCCAACUUCCCUUCCAAUUAAGACUUUCGGCCUUAAUGCUAAAGCCAAAAAAAAAAAGAAGAGAGAAAUGUCAGAUACAAAUGAAGAUGGAAAAAAAAGCAAAUUCCAAUAGUGCAAUUCUGUCUGUUUUGUAUAGGUGUGUGCAUAAUUACCCUCUGUCCCACCUUUUAAUAAUGGGGAUUUUACCAAAAACAGUAUUUAUAACCCGGAAGGACGGAGUACUUGUUUACAAAGGUGUCAUAUGUUUCUAGUGGAACUUGUUGGAAAAAAGAGGGUAGUGGAACAGAGCCAGAAGUAGGGCAGAUUGAUAAACAGAGUGUCUUUGCAUUUCUGUGCCUAUAGCGCCAUCCGAGGGAAGGAUUACUAGCAUAGCACUGCUUUGGUCUAGACCAUGACACUAAUGUGUACAAUCAACUAUAUGUAGGAUCAACAGGUGGUGAAGUGAAUGAGGAAAAUUUUGAGGGGAGAAAUUGAAUUUGUAAAGCUUUGGCUGAGAGGAUUGUUGCAUUAAGCAUAAUUGAAGGGUUUGGGUUAGCAUCUCACACCAUUUCAGAGUGACUGUUCCAGGAUGUAAACACUUAGUAAUGAGGGUUUUUUUUUUUUAACAGUGUAUCUAUUUGUAUAUAUUUGUCUGGAGCACAUUCACAGUCUGUGUUUCUAAAAGAGAUUUCAGAAUGUAUUUAUUGAGUGAUUAACCUUGAUUUCCUGAUCAUACUCAGCUUGGAGGAUGAAGGCCAGGGGUGACAGUCCAUCUCCUGAGUGUGUACAUGUGUGAUUUUGAAGGAGAGAGCCAUAAUAGAUGUGCAACAGAGAGCCAGAUCGAUGAUCUUUGUUGACAUUUUUAGUUAACCUUGGAUUUCAGCUGGGGAUGAGGAUCAAAUUUGGAAAGUUGGACUCGCAGAUUGGUUCUUUGCCAGUGCAAAUCUGCCUCAAAGGAGGAGAAUUGAAGAGCACCAAGGCAGAAGUCGACCCUUUGAAUGCUUUUAUUCACACUCGUCUGUUAAUUAUGUUAUUUCAUGUUUUCUUCAUUUUUUCUACUAUACUGCCAUGUCAUGGGUAUUCCACAUGCCAGACAUUUUUGUCAUACGGAAUGAUACAACAGAGAACAUGAUAUUACCCAAUGUUUAUGUUCAUACCUGUUGCAUACUGUAAUGCUACAGUAAAAAUUGAUAUUUC